Messenger RNA from Salarias fasciatus (jewelled blenny), 2350 nucleotides. It is a transcript of the gene eif2b5, whose product is annotated as eukaryotic translation initiation factor 2B, subunit 5 epsilon. Gene Ontology annotation, molecular function: translation initiation factor binding; translation initiation factor activity; guanyl-nucleotide exchange factor activity. The record is from RefSeq and is a predicted model, not a curated record. The transcript is spliced from 16 exons. NCBI's taxonomy places the organism in Eukaryota, Metazoa, Chordata, Actinopteri, Blenniiformes, Blenniidae. The coding region runs from base 29 to 2158 and encodes 709 amino acids. Gene Ontology annotation, cellular component: eukaryotic translation initiation factor 2B complex.
GACGACAGAGUUGGUUGGUGAGGGAAACAUGGCUGCUAAAGGAGGAAAACAGAGCCGUUCAGGCUCCGGCUUUUCGAGUAGAAAAGGCACAGGCGACCAAGAGGAAGAGGAGCAGCCGCUGCAGGCCGUUUUAGUCGCUGACAGCUUCAACCGGAGGUAUUUCCCGGUGACCAAAGACCAGCCAAGGGCUUUGCUGCCUCUGGGAAAUGUUGCCAUGAUUGACUACACUCUGGAGUUCCUCACGUCCACCGGCGUGCAGGAAACCUUCAUCUUCUGCUGCUGGAUGGCCAGUAAAAUCAAGGCACAUUUACUGAAAUCAAAGUGGUGUCGGCCCACCUCUCCAAACACAGUCCACAUCAUCACCUCUGACCUGUACCGCUCCCUCGGGGAUGUGCUCAGGGAUGUGGAUGCAAAGUCACUGGUGCGCUCUGACUUUGUCCUGGUUUACGGAGAUGUGGUUUCCAAUAUUGAUGUCAGCCAGGCACUACAGGAGCACAGGCAUCGCCGGAAGACGGAUAAGAACAUCUCAGUGAUGACUAUGAUCUUUAAGGAGUCAUCGCCGGGUCACAGGUCUCGCUGUGAAGAGGACGACGUCAUUGUGGCCAUGGACAGCAAGAGUCAGCAGAUUUUACACUACCAGAAGACGCAGGGCAUGAAAAAGCUCCAGUUUCCCAUGAACAUUUUCCACAGUGGAAGCGAUGAGUUUGAAAUCAGACACGACCUUCUCGAUUGUCACAUCAGUAUCUGUUCCCCACAGGUUGCCGAGCUCUUUACUGACAAUUUUGAUUAUCAAACGAGGAACGACUUUGUCAGAGGGAUUCUCGUCAAUGAAGAGAUCCUGGGCAAUCAGAUCCACAUGCACGUCACCAAAGACGGCUACGGCGCCCGGGUGUCGAACCUGCUCAUGUACGACUCGGUGUCGUCGGACUUCGUGCGCCGGUGGGUGUACCCCCUCACCCCCGAGGCCAACUUCACAGACCAGGAGGGCCGCAGCUGCACGUACUCGCGCCACAACGUCUACCGGGGGUCCGGGGUGAGCCUGGGCCACGGCAGCCAGAUGGAGGAGAACGUCCUCAUCGGCUGCGACACCAGCAUCGGCGCCAACUGCUCCAUCUCCAACAGCGUCAUCGGGAACAACUGCACCAUCGGCGACAAUGUAAUCCUGGACCACGCCUACAUCUGGAGCAACGUUCACAUCGCCAGUAACGUGGUGAUCAGCCAGUCUGUGGUCUGCGACAAGGUUGAGGUCAAAGAGGGAGUCACCCUCAAAAAACAGUGUGUCCUGGCGUACAAUGUGGUGAUUGGACCAAACGUCUCCCUCCCAGAAGGCACGGUGGUGUCCAUGCACCACCCGGAGGAGGAGGAGGAUGAGGACGAUGACGAGUUCCUCAGUGACGACGCACAAGUCGGUCAAAGCAAAGACAAAACCAAACAGAAAGUUUUCAACCCGGCAGAAGUGGGAGCGGAUGGAAAAGGCUACAUCUGGAAGGCCAGCAGUCUGGACGACACAGAAGACGAAGAGCUGUCGCAGUGUCUCUGGGGUUUGGUUUUGAAUCCGGAUCCAGAGAGCGACAGCGAGGACAGUGAGCCCGACGGUCCUGACGACCUGGUCAUUCCCUCCCCUGAGAUGGACGACGUUAAAGUCUUCCAGAUGGAGGUGCUCGGGACUCUGCAGAGAGGUUUGGAGGAGAACAUCAGCUGCGAUAAUCUGGUGCUCGAGAUCAAUUCUCUAAAGUACGCCUACAACAUCACCCUGAAGGAGGUGAUGCAGAUUUUAACCAGAGUGAUCCUGGAGUACCCGUUCCAGCAGCAGGGCGCGAAUCUCACACCUUCACAAUAUGUUACUCUGGUCCUACCGCUGUUGAAGAAAUGGGCACCAGUGUUUAAGAACUACGUGAAAAGAGCACAGGACCAUAUGGACUGCCUGUCGGCCUUCGAGGAGCACUUCCUGGAGCACGAGAGCCACUGGGCCGCCAUGGUCAAGGUCCUCAUGAACAUGUACCAGCUGGAGAUCCUGGAGGAGGAGAUCAUACUGCGCUGGUUUUCUCAGGGAGCGACCACUGACCAGAGCAGGAAGCUCCGCAAGAACCAGGGGCUUCAGAAGUUCAUCCAGUGGUUGGAAGAAGCCGAGGAGUCGUCAGAGGAAGACGGAGAGUAAAAAAGGAGCCCUCACUAAGCUAAAAGUCAACUCUGUCGAGCUUUCAGACUUGACAGAGGCACUUUCAGUGACUAAAGGAACUUUCUGUGUCCACUCACCAUCUGAAUCCAUCCUGACAAAACACUCUUCUCCUGCUGUGUACAGGCUCUGUGUGAUGAGUGUCAAAACUCAAAUGUUGAUAAAAGGAAUCAC